AUGCUUGCAGGAAAAGGAAAGUAUAUAAAAUCAGGGCGUCGCCUAGCGGCAAGGCUUCAUACCCGAGGAAAGCGGCGCAAUGUAAAAUUCAGACACAGGAGAAAAUGGACACAAGCUCUUAUAGCCUCUGAUUCUGCCUCUGAAAAGAAUCCAUUGGCGCACUUGGAUGACGCAACAUCUGCUACACUUUUGGACGAGGAAGAAGGCCAAGAUGCUGAGUUCCACAUGUACCAAUCUCGAAUUGAUACUCGCGGUGAACGGGUAGUUCUUCAGGUUGGUGCGAAAAUCGACUUCGAAAAUCGCCGCCCUCCUAGCCAUGCAGCUGCUCUUAUCUUGACCAGAUUCUACUCAGAGUCAAAAAAGCUGGUAGAGACAACAUUAGCCAUCCGAUCACCAUACCUCAAAAAAGCUUUGCGAGAAAUCAUCAAAUACUAUCCCAGCGAAGAUCUCGAUUCUAGUGCGGAUAUUGAGCUGGAUGACGAGCCGUGGUUGCUGUUCCAUUACCGCAAAGAGCUUAAAUCAUACGCAAUGGCGAGCAAUGACCGGAAAGUUCGGGACCUUAUCAAACUUUGCCUACAGUAUGUCAGUAAGAAAUUUCGGAGAGAGCUUGUAUUUCAUGAGAAUAUCAAGAAUAAUCCCGAUGCGAUACCUACGCUCGAACAUCGAAACCUAUGGAUUGUGUAUAAGCCGGGCGACUUCAUGUACCAGUGCAUCGAGAAUCACCAUACAAUACGCGACUUGUUGCUAUACAUCAGACUUCGAGCAAUGGAUCAAUAG
Cadophora gregata is the source of this 777-nucleotide messenger RNA. RefSeq lists its product as uncharacterized. The record is from RefSeq and is a predicted model, not a curated record. The coding region runs from base 1 to 777 and encodes 258 amino acids. NCBI's taxonomy places the organism in Eukaryota, Fungi, Ascomycota, Leotiomycetes, Helotiales, Ploettnerulaceae. The transcript is spliced from 2 exons.